CCAGGAGAUAUUAAAUGAAAAUAGUCAUAUAGACGGCACUGCGAGCACUGUUAAUUGUCUGAUCAAAGUACAGCCUAUACACUAUACACUAUACAGUGUCAUUGGGCAUUUCCCAGUUUUCAAAAGCUGUCCAAACAUAUUUGCUGUGGCUAUUGCUGCUGCUGGGGAGGGACGUUUUCUCAUCAUUGCUGGCAUGCUUGCCACCUAAAUUGUGCUGAAUAUUUCACAUGAUUUACCUAGCCUGGCUGAUUUGUUAACAUUCUAAGUGAUGGGCACUGCAUGCCUUGUGCCUUAGCUAUAACUUGCUAGUUCAUUCCUAGUUGUGUUUUUAUAAGGAACACUGCCCCUGACCCCGCCUGUCGAUAGUCGGCGAAGCACACGGGAACGGUCGGACAGACGGGCGCCACCAUGCUGAACCAGGCGUCCCGCGAGGCGCUCUACUCGGCCACCUACCUGGAGGACUACCUGGACUGCGUGGAGAACAUGCCCGACGACCUGCAGCGCUCUCUGACGCGUCUGCGCGAGCUGGACAUCCGCUACCAGUCAGUGCUGGGUGAGCUGGAGCGGCGCCAGGCGGCCGUGCGCCGCGAGUCCAACGAGCAGCUGCGCACGCGCUGCCUGCUGGCUAUGCAGCGGGCGCUGAUCGCCCUGCAGGAGGCGGCCGACGAGAAGCUGCAGCUGCUGCAGAGCGUGCACGACCUGGUGGACGGCCGCUGCCGUCAGCUCGAGCUCGACUACAAAAACCUUGAUUACGGCAAGGACCAGGAGAACCAGGCGCCGUCGGGCGGCAGCCGGUCGGCCUCUCCGCCGGCCGAGCCGCCGUCUCGCGCCACCCCGGCCAGCGCGGCCUCGGCGCUGCCCCGGGACAGCACGGACGCGAGGGACGCGGAGGAGACACCGACGCGCCCAGCCAAACAGUCGCGCGGCACCGGGUCGGCCGGCCAGGGCAGCCAGAGCCGCGCCGCCAGCGCCGCCAAGCGCCGCAAGCGCAAGGCGCGCCAGGGCCGCGAGGACUCACCGAUGGACGUGCCGAUCGAGCCCGAUGAGCCCACCUACUGCCUCUGCGAGCAGGUCUUCUUCGGCGAGAUGAUCGGCUGUGACAACGAGCUCUGUCCCAUCGAGUGGUUCCACUUCGCCUGCGUCAACAUCGUGCACAAGCCCAAGGGCAAGUGGUACUGCCCGCGCUGCCGCGGUGACCGCACCACCGUGAUGAAGCCGAAGCACGUGUUCCUCCGGGAGCUGGACCACUACAACAAGCAGAAGCGGGAGGACAGCGACCGCGGCCGGUCGACGCGGGACUGAGCGGCGGCAGUCGUCUCUGGGAGACAGUCCCGAGUGCUGACUGCGCCCUGCGGGGGCCGGGCGGCUCUGAUAGGGGGGGGGGGGGGGCGGGACACUGUACAAAUGUAGAGCUCGAUAGCACGCCGAGUGGAUCGGAGGGCUUUUCGGCGAGUCUGGCCGCAGCGGAGGGUGACAGUGCAGUCGCCUCCAGUGACGGUCGUGUUCGUCCGGGUGGACCGUCAGUGAGUACAAUCGAACGGGGAGGAAGCCACCCUCUCUCCACCGGCGGAGUGUGUCGCUGUCCCAGCCAGCGUGACCUCAGUAACGUUCACUUGCUGGUACCGUAGCAGUGUGUGUCCCAUGAGGUGUCUUUGCAGGCUAGCAAUUGUAUGCACGGACUUAAUGUGGCUUAUAAGUGAUACUGUCUGUCUAAUGUCUAUGCGUUGAAAAAUAGUAUCGGUUCCUUUCGUCCACGACCAUUGUAUUGCGUUCAAAAUGUUACUCUUAUUGGCACUGAGUGGUAUAAUAUAUUUCGAGCUCAUUUCCCACGUAUCAGCUUAUUUCAAAACGAAACUGAAUUGUUUGUAACCCUACUUGUUUUCGUGUCAACACUUUUCGACUAGUCCUGAGGCGUCUUUGGGGAGAUUCGUCCCUGCCCCCUCAGCGAAAACAGCGACACAGAGUAAGAAGGCGAUUCAAGGCCGGUGAAACGGCACACGCAAUCCAGGUGGAUUUGACAUAACGAUGCGUUUUAUGUUUUAUAUCUCGACUUCUCUUGACUCUCAGGCCUGUUUUUACAACGUCCGCCCAUGUUUUCAACUACUUGCCUAACAAUGCACCGCUAUCAGCUCCGCAAUUUGGCGUCUUAUUUAUCCUUAAUUUGCCUUGUGAAUAGUAUGUAGCGUUUAUUGACUGCGACGUUACAUGCAGUUCCAUCGCUACCGUCCCGCAGAUUAUCUGAGACGAUGACAUCGUUUGCCGGUAUCAUACGGAGCCUCGGUCAACCUAACAGCCUCUCGUUACUUUUUUAUUUGUGCCUAGCAGGUCAUCAUUCGGUAUUAGAAGACUGUUAUUUUGUCAUCGUGAUGUCGCUUAAAAGGUGGUUCUUUUGAUGAUUGCGAAACGUUUCUUGUGUGUCGAUGUUGGUAUAUCUUCAGUCAGGCUUUUUACCUUCCCACCAAUGUGUUGGCGCUAUGGUCGAUAUCCGUGCUGAAACAGAAGUGAAGUUUAUUUCGAUACUUGUUUAAGUUCAUUAAAGAAUAUAGCAUAUGCCGCACCAA
This is a messenger RNA of Amphibalanus amphitrite, 2561 nucleotides long. RefSeq names its product inhibitor of growth protein 1-like. The coding region runs from base 409 to 1302 and encodes 297 amino acids. Gene Ontology annotation, cellular component: nucleus. The record is from RefSeq and is a predicted model, not a curated record. Gene Ontology annotation, biological process: positive regulation of DNA-templated transcription. NCBI's taxonomy places the organism in Eukaryota, Metazoa, Arthropoda, Thecostraca, Balanomorpha, Balanidae. The transcript is spliced from 3 exons.